Schistocerca americana (American grasshopper) is the source of this 1128-nucleotide messenger RNA. Its product is annotated as myb-like protein M. The record is from RefSeq and is a predicted model, not a curated record. The transcript has 4 exons. NCBI's taxonomy places the organism in Eukaryota, Metazoa, Arthropoda, Insecta, Orthoptera, Acrididae. Bases 1 to 1128 code for a protein of 375 amino acids.
AUGACGCUCCACAGCAGAAUGGGAAUAGAGUUAGAAGAAAGAGUUAGGGAAAGAGAUCAGAAACUGGCUCAGAUGCUACGUGAGCAAGAGCAGCGCAAUGAAGCAAAACUAGAUAGGAUCCAAAGCGAACUUGCCGAGAUGCGGGACGCGUGCAAAGAAAUACCCGAUCUUGUGCAAAGCUUAGCCGGCGAAAUGCAAAAAUUACAGAUAUCGCAGGCUAGGCUUGAAGAUAAUGUCCAGACUUUAACCAACCGCGUAGAUAAUGUGGAGAUAGAUGCACGGAAAAGUAUUGACGCAUAUUUGGAAGUGCAAGCUCAAAAAGUAGAAAAAGAAUUAAAGGAAUGGCUAGAAGUAAAGGAUCGCGAGAUAUCUGCAAAGAUUGAAAGCGACGUAAAAACAGCUGUAGAACAAGCGACUGCGGCCGCGAGUGUAAAUAUUGACGCUAGUGCUGUCGCACUACAUGCCGAAUUAGCACAGGUCAAGUCCCGUGUGACAGCGGAGUUGCCAAAUUGGCAACAGGAGGUCGCGCGAAGACUGUCUGCGUUGGAAAGCAAUGUAAACAGUGGCGGACAGAUCAUGAAUCCGACUCCGCGCACUGAUUACUGUAAUAACGCUGACGAUAUGAAAACCGAAAACAAUUGGAACCAUGCAGGCUGUAAUCAACAAAAAGCCGAUUACAAUAGCAGCCACAGUAACGGUAGUAACUUAGUACCAAAUGGUAACGGGAAUAGGCAAGAGCACCGGCAACAGAAUCGAGGCACAAACAAUGGCAAUGGUUAUAACGGCAACGGUUAUAAUCGUCAAAAUGGAAAGAGACAUCAUGAUGGACGCAUGAGUAAUGGAUAUAAUGGUAACGGCAAUCCGCAAUGGCGCAACAACCGAAACCAGUGGCGUGGUCGUAACGAACCGGCACCACAGUGGCAACAAAACACAGCGCCACAAUGGAACGCCAACCCAGGUCCGUCACAGAACAUGUCAGGGAGUUACAACCGACCACCACAAAACCAGAGCCAUACACAAUAUCAAAAUACACCAUCGGGGAGGCAGGGCGGCCAACCCAACAGACACGGGAAGUGCACGGUAAAUAUUGCCGGAGCUUUCAAACGAGAUUCGAAGGAAUACAGGUAA